AUGUCGAAACCAGAAGACUAUACGAAGCCAGUAUACCGCAGUCAGAAAUACCAUCAUUGGAAAAGGAUAGAGCAAAAUGUCAAGAGUGCGGCUAAGAAGGGCAAGGGUGGUGCACCGGUGAAGUAUUCAUUAGCCGCGUCUUCGAAUGGCAUAAAGUGUAUUUUUUGUGAACAAGAUCACCCACUAUAUCGUUGUUUUGCAUUUAAACAAAAAUCAGUUGCGGCAAGAAGAAAGUUUGUAAGCAACAACAGUGUGUGUUUUAUUUGUUUGAAGUCAGGACACCCAGCUAAGUCGUGCACAUCUACGUUCAAAUGUCGAAGCUGUAGCGGCAAGCAUAGUACGCUAUUACAUCUGGACAUGGUGAAGCCGGCAGCGUCCGGUGACGCUGAAGGCUCGAUGGAGAGUACGGAGUCUGGAGAAACCAAGACGAAUGCUACCGACAGUAUAGCUAAGUUCUCGGGUACUGCACGUGCAGAAACCACGGUGAUUUUAGGCACAGCUAUUGUGCGCGUUCGCGAUAGCUUGGGAAAAUUACAGACUACACGAGAUCUGUUAGAUAGUGGUUCUCAAGUUUCUGCGAUCACGUCAGAAUGUGCCACUCGACUAGGAUUAAAGCGUAUUAAAAGCAGAAUAGAAGUGUCAGGACUGUCGCAACAACCAGUGACUAAAGUCAAAGGGAUCACUCAAUGUCAGUUCAUUCCACUUCAUGCAGAAGGUCCGCAAUUCUGUGCUUCGAGCGUCAUUAUUCUUACGCAUAUAACAAUGCAACUACCUAGUGAUAGACUACCUGCUGUGGUAUGUGAGCGAUAUCACCACUUGGUGUUAGCGGAUCCGGAAUUUGACAUACCUGGGCCGAUCGACAUGUUGAUAGGAAGUGACUUAUACCCACACAUGUUACAAUCCAGGGCAGAUAUUAUUCACAGUACGGGUUUGCCGUUCGCUAUGAACACUCAGCUCGGAUGGAUUGUGGUGGGAGCAUUGGAUGAAUCACCAACGCCACCUAUGGUUGCACUAUCAGCUACAUCGACUCCAGAAAUCGAACGUUUAAUACAGAAAUUUUGGACUGUGGAAGAACCAAAUAUGCCAGAUAUCCUAACAACAGAGGAUGAACAAUGUGAGGUAUGGUUCCAGAAGUCAACAACCAGAGACGCGUCUGGACGGUUUGUGGUGUCACUGCCGUUCCGAUCGACUGUGCGCGCUCUAGCGGAACCAUUGACUAUUCCAACGGCGGGAGCUCAGGGCGGGAGCCCAGAAGAUUUAAGCUCAUCACGCAGUUUAGCGUUGAACCGUCUAUACAAUCUCGAACGACAACUAGCUAAAGAUUCGGAGUUAUACACCGCCUAUCGUAAGUUCAUGGAUGAUUACCUAACUUUAGGCCAUAUGAAACCGGCAUCGGUGCCGGGGAAAUAUUUUAUACCACACCAUGCUGUGGUUAAGUAUGAAGAAAAUGGACUGAAGAUUCGGGUUGUCUUCGACGCCUCGGCGAAGUCCACAUCAGGGAGAUCCUUGAAUGAUUGUCUAUGCAUUGGUCCAAAGUUACAGACUGAAAUUAGUGAUGUACUACUUCGCAGUAGAUUUUACAGGUACAUGUUCGUCGCCGAUAUUGCGAAGAUGUAUCGGCAAAUCAGGGUACGUGAAGAGGAUUGUGCCUAUCAACAUAUUCUGUGGCGUAGGUCACCGGAGGUAGAAGUACAGGAGUAUCAACUGCUAACCGUCACUUAUGUUGUAAAUUCAGCUCCAUAUCUUGCGUUGCGGUGUCUGCGUCAACUCGACCUGGAGGAUGGUGCAGAUUUUCCCCAGGCGAAGGGCCUGUUAAUUAGUAAUACCUAUGUUGACGACAUAGUCAUCGGUGCCAACAGCGUAGAGGACCUGUUGGCCGUACAGAAAUACCUCGUUAAUUUGUUACAGCUGGGCGAAUUCGAGCUUAAAAAAUGGGCAAGUAAUUGCGAUGCCGUGCUGAGGUGCGUACCGGCCGAGGAUCAUGCAAUAGAACCGACUUUCACACCAACCGAAGACAUGGCGUUGAAAGUGUUAGGAGUGCAUUGGGAUCCCACAACCGAUGCCUUUGGAUAUCACGGAAACACUGACGAAGGGUCGAUAACCAAAAGGACUGUGUUAUCUACCAUUGCACGGCUGUACGACCCAAUUGGCACUCUAGGUCCGGUCUUGCUGCGGGCCAAAGGUUUAAUGCAAGAGCUAUGGCUCGAGAAAAUCGGAUGGGACUCUCCGUUACCUACAUCGUUAAUGGUGAAGUGGCGUCAGUUCCUAGACGAGCUACCGUUGCUGUCACGCGUAUCUUUACUUCGUCACGUUGAUAUCCGCCAAGUCAAAGAAGUUCAGAUGGUAGGGUUUGCCGAUGCAUCACAACGCGGCUACGCAGCAAUAGUUUUUUUGCGGAUAACUGACAACUUGGGUCACUCUCAUGUUUAUUUUAUUACUUGCAAAACCAAGAUAGCGCCAUUGAAGACAUCACAAACGGAUACCAACUCUGACAAUUCCAAGGCUCGAGCUGUGUGCAGCUCUACUUUUGGCCAAACUUUUGUCUCACCAUUAUGGAUCAUUAAAAAACAUAAUUCCCAUUGA
Messenger RNA from Metopolophium dirhodum (rose-grain aphid), 2583 nucleotides. RefSeq lists its product as uncharacterized. The record is from RefSeq and is a predicted model, not a curated record. The transcript has a single exon. NCBI's taxonomy places the organism in Eukaryota, Metazoa, Arthropoda, Insecta, Hemiptera, Aphididae. The coding region runs from base 1 to 2583 and encodes 860 amino acids.